AUUUCGACAUCAAAUUUGACACAACAGCUCAUAGCCACAAAUGUCUCGGGACUUGGGACUACUAGUGUUCCUCACGUGCUGUCUUGUCACACUGGUCACGUGCGACUUCGCGUGUUUGUGCACGUAUGCUGUAGAAACCGAGGUUCACGCAGCGAAAGAUUCAGCUUCAACAUUACUUGACGGAAGAUGGACACUGUGGUCCCAAUGGAGCAUUUGUUCUGUGACAUGCGGCGGGGGAUUUUAUCAGCGUAGCCGUGAGUGUUCAAAUCCGACACCCUCCCCGUAUGGACAACAAUGCAUAGGACAAAGUAUGGACGUUAGUGUCUUCCAAACCCAGCUAUGCCCACAAACAGACGGUGGCAGGACAUAUUGGACUGUAUGGAGUACCUGCAGCGCCAUGUGUGGGGGCGGAAGUCGUCAGCGGUACCGAGAAUGCACCAACCUACCGGCAACAAAUAACGGGGCGCCCUGUCAUUGGUCAAGUGUGGAUAUUGGCGUGUGCAAUGACAAUACGUGCGCUUUACAAGCUCGACUUGUAUCUGGUCGCCUUGGGGAACUGUUUGUGAUGACAGCUUCGACGUCAAUGCAGCUCGUGUUGCCUGUCGGAUGCUCGGGUAUUCUGUACGACCUCGUAUGCCAGGGGUAUGAAAGAACCUUGCUUGAAUGCCGCCAUUCUGCAGUAUCUCAACAUACCUGUGGACAUUCAGAGGACGUAGGUGUGUCUUGUUGAGACAUCUCGCUAUUUAAAUAGCUUUCACUUUUGGUCUCAUGAUGUGUAUCAAUAAACA
Dreissena polymorpha is the source of this 788-nucleotide messenger RNA. RefSeq names its product A disintegrin and metalloproteinase with thrombospondin motifs adt-1-like. The record is from RefSeq and is a predicted model, not a curated record. The transcript has 6 exons. Lineage: Eukaryota; Metazoa; Mollusca; Bivalvia; Myida; Dreissenidae. The coding region runs from base 41 to 730 and encodes 229 amino acids. Gene Ontology annotation, cellular component: membrane.